GGGAGCGUUCAGCAGGGCCCGUGAACCUUUGCUGGCAUGCCAACCCAACCAAAAGAACGAGGGCAGGGAUACUCCGAGCCCCGAGACUAUUGGCGCCACUUGGCCAGCACAGGCUGCGGCUAGCGUCUCCCCGCAUUGAUGAUGUGCCGAAGCACGCGGGCCAUUUGCUUCCCGCCCGCUGGGGAAGAGCUAUAUCAUGCUUACCGGCCCGGCUUGCUCUGUCUCUGCCUUUGAUUAGAUUCGCGCAACUCUGGACAUUCCCUUCCAUCGACCUCCAUCAUCUAUUCGGGUGUUCAUGCAACAGAUCAGUAAUCCAGAACCGACGCAAUGACGGAUAGGGCCCGUUGGUCGGCACAGCAGAUCUCCCAGCACAAGACACCCGAAGACUGUUGGAUUGUGGUCGACAACCAGGUCUGGGAUGUGACGGAUUUCUUGGAGGAGCAUCCGGGAGGUUCUACAAUUAUCUUAAAGUACGCCGGCCGUGACGCUACUACAGCAUACGCAGAAGUCCAUGCCCCGAGUGUCAUCAAAACACAACUAUCACCCGAGAGACUUAUGGGAACCUUGGAUGAGUCGACAAUCAACGAUGAAUGGGUGAAGCAGCCGCCGACUGAAAAUCCCCAAGUCCUCCUGGAGAACGAGAAACCGCCCCUUCAUACUCUCAUCAAUUCCCAUGAUUUCGAAGUGGUCGCCUCGAAAACGGCCAGCAAGAAAACAUGGGCGUUCUAUUCCAGUGCUGCGACGGACCUGCUCACCCGGAAUGCCAACAAGUCUUGCUUCGACCGCAUCUGGCUGCGGCCCAGGGUCCUGCGGAAUGUGCGGUCAGUGGACACGACAACCACGCUGCUUGGCGUCGACACGCGCCUCCCGUUGUUCGUCAGCCCGGCCGCGAUGGCCAAGCUCAUUCAUCCGGACGGUGAAAUUGCCAUUGCCAGGGCGUGCGAGAAUAAAGGCAUCUUCCAGGGGAUUUCCAACAAUUCCUCCUAUCCUCUCGAGGACCUCCGGAAUGCUGCACCCUCUGCAAAUUUCUUCUUCCAACUAUACGUGAACCGAGACCGCGAGAAAUCCGCAGCUCUUCUCCGCCAAUGUUCUGCCCACCCCAACAUCAAGGCCAUCUUCGUAACGGUCGAUGCCGCCUGGCCUGGGAAGAGAGAGGCGGAUGAGCGCGUUAAAGCCGACGAGACGUUGUCUGUCCCAAUGGCCCCAUCUAAAGCAAAGAACGACAAGAAAGGCGGCGGCCUCGGUCGCGUCAUGGCCGGAUUCAUCGACCCUGGGCUGACCUGGGAGGAUAUGGUAUGGGUGCGACAGCAUACGCAUUUGCCGGUAUGUCUGAAAGGUGUCAUGUCCGCGGAUGAUGCUAUUCUCGCCAUGGAAGCCGGACUGGAUGGCAUUAUGCUGAGCAAUCACGGUGGGCGCAACCUCGAUACCAGCCCACCAUCCAUUGUGACGCUUCUGGAGCUCCACAAGCGGUGCCCGGAAAUCUUCGAUCGAAUGGAGAUCUACGUCGACAGCGGGAUCCGCCGGGGAACGGACAUCCUAAAAGCAGUCUGUCUGGGAGCCACAGCGGUGGGAAUGGGACGCAGUAUGCUCUUUGCAGCGAACUAUGGCCAGGAGGGGGUGGAGCAUCUGAUUGAUAUCAUGAGAGAUGAAUUGGAAACGGCAAUGCGGAAUACCGGUAUCACCAGCCUUGACCAAGCGGGUCCCCAUCUCGUCAACACGGGGGAUAUCGACCAUCUGGUCCCUGGGUCUGCUACCCAUCCAUAUGCACGGAUGGUGGCUAAGGGACGGCGUGUAUCUAGGCCCAAGCUUUGAUCAAUGCUCGAUUGUCUCAUUCCGGAGGUGGAACAGCUAGAGGUAUACAAGCUAGAUGCGUGUACGGUUCAAUCCACAUGGAUUAGAUGUCGUGUUAUCUCAAACACGUACCGGCUAAUCCACAAGUCAGAUGCCCAUAUUUUCAAGCCAUACGAGAGAGUAACAGGCGUUUCCAACUGUGGCACGUUCUAGUUUCUCGACUCGUAGGAGAAGAUAUCCUACGUGAACUAGGUAAUUCAAGACACUUUCAAGACAUACAAAAGGACUUUGAUCUCCCCGCAUAGUCUAAUCUCGCUAAUACC
Aspergillus ibericus CBS 121593 is the source of this 2114-nucleotide messenger RNA. RefSeq names its product FMN-dependent alpha-hydroxy acid dehydrogenase. Gene Ontology annotation, molecular function: oxidoreductase activity; heme binding. The coding region runs from base 328 to 1812 and encodes 494 amino acids. NCBI's taxonomy places the organism in Eukaryota, Fungi, Ascomycota, Eurotiomycetes, Eurotiales, Aspergillaceae. The transcript has 4 exons. The record is from RefSeq and is a predicted model, not a curated record.